This is a messenger RNA of Temnothorax curvispinosus, 8842 nucleotides long. RefSeq names its product acetyl-CoA carboxylase-like. The transcript is spliced from 12 exons. Gene Ontology annotation, molecular function: ATP binding; metal ion binding; acetyl-CoA carboxylase activity. The coding region runs from base 509 to 7609 and encodes 2366 amino acids. Lineage: Eukaryota; Metazoa; Arthropoda; Insecta; Hymenoptera; Formicidae. Gene Ontology annotation, biological process: fatty acid biosynthetic process. The record is from RefSeq and is a predicted model, not a curated record.
GAUUAGAUGAGUGACUGGGGACUUGAGAGGCGGUCGAAGAGAAAGGGAAAGAAAGCUCGGAGAUCUCGAGGAUCGAAAAGGGUUGAAGAUACAUGCAAGCUAAAGUUCUGAUGGCAUUGACGCGCGAAAGCUCCACGAGGAAUAACUGCGGAGGCGCGAUCCCGGAUGAUCGACGUGAUUGCCGCAUGACCGCGGCGACGUUUAGCGACGACCCUUGAACCCGCGAGCGAGCUUCGGUCGUGCUCGGCCCAUGCGAGACACGUAUGUCGCCCCGCGCCGCGGACAACUUGUUCCGCCUGGAUCUCUCGGCGAGUCAGUUCAGUGCAGCGCGCGCAAUCCGGUGGGAAUUGUCGUCGUCGUCGUCGUCGACGUCGUCGUGGUCGUACUCCUCAGUACCCUGUCAGCCCGCGAUUCCUCCACGUGGCGCCGGUUCUCCUCGAUCUCGUUAUAUACAUGCCACUCGACAUAGGGGAGGAGGAGAUGCCAAGGUGGAGAACGUAAACGUGGUAUGCUACGCCGUCUUCUGGACACCCUGUACGGUAACGUCGAGCGCGCGUCGGAGUCUUCCGGUACGGCGGCAGGAUCCAGGGAGGAGACUGUCCACUGUGUCAAUUCCUGUAUCAAGUCCGCUCGCGCGAAAGUGAUGUCGGAGACACCGGUGAGCUUUGUCGUCGGGGAGCCCGAGCAUGAGCCCGAUCCUAAUCGCGAUCCCGAUCCUAGCGAGGUGCUGGAGAUCGAGGAUAGCUUCCCGAACGAGAGCAGCGAUAGCGGCAAUUUGCAGACAAAUGCCGCGGAAGGACUGGUCGAACGCCGUAGGCGGCUCAGGCCCAGCAUGUCGCAGGGUACGGUGAUGAUCCAAGCGCAAAAUCGGCUUCUUGAGAAGGACUUUACCGUUGCGACUCCCGAAGAGUUUGUCCAUCGUUUCGGAGGCACCAGAGUUAUCAACAAGGUGCUGAUCGCCAACAAUGGUAUCGCGGCAGUUAAAUGUAUGCGAUCAAUUCGACGCUGGUCAUACGAGAUGUUUAAAAAUGAGAGAGCUGUGCGUUUUGUGGUGAUGGUCACGCCGGAAGAUUUGAAGGCGAACGCGGAAUACAUCAAAAUGGCAGAUCAAUACGUGCCUGUACCGGGUGGGAGCAACAACAACAAUUACGCUAAUGUGGAACUGAUCGUCGAUAUCGCGAUACGUACUCAAGUCCAAGCAGUUUGGGCCGGAUGGGGCCAUGCUUCGGAAAAUCCUAAACUUCCGGAGCUACUCCACAAAAAUAACAUCUGCUUUAUUGGACCGUCCGAGAAAGCCAUGUGGGCUCUAGGUGAUAAGAUCGCAUCGAGCAUAGUCGCUCAAACCGCGGAUGUCCCAACGCUUCCCUGGUCAGGAUCGGAAUUGACAGCGCAAUACAGUGGGAAAAAAAUCAAGAUAUCAUCGGAACUUUUUAAAAAGGGAUGCGUUGCCACCGUGGAGGAAUGUCUGGCAGCGGCUAACAAGAUCGGCUUCCCGGUUAUGGUAAAGGCGAGCGAAGGUGGUGGAGGUAAAGGAAUUAGGAAGGUUGAAAACGCUGAGGAAUUACCCGCUUUGUUUAGGCAAGUACAGAUCGAAAUACCUGGCUCACCAAUAUUCAUUAUGAAACUGGCUAAAUGCGCUCGUCACUUGGAAGUACAAUUACUGGCCGACAUUUAUGGUAACGCAAUAUCAUUGUUCGGACGUGACUGCUCUAUCCAGAGGAGACAUCAAAAAAUUAUCGAGGAGGCACCUGCCGUGAUCGCCAAACCAGAGGUUUUCGAAGAGAUGGAAAAAGCCGCUGUGAGAUUAGCAAAAAUGGUGGGAUACGUUAGCGCAGGUACCGUUGAGUAUCUGUACGAUACAGCGGGCAGGUAUUAUUUCUUGGAGUUGAAUCCUCGUCUUCAAGUGGAACAUCCUUGUACCGAGAUGGUAUCGGAUGUAAAUCUACCGGCCGCCCAACUACAGAUAGCCAUGGGUUUACCAUUGCAUCACAUCAAAGAUAUACGUCUUUUGUACGGUGAAAGCCCCUGGGGCGAUAACCCGAUCGAUUUUGACCAACCACGUCAUAAACCUCAACCGUGGGGUCACGUUAUCGCAGCUAGAAUUACUAGCGAAAAUCCUGACGAAGGCUUCAAACCGAGUUCCGGCACGGUGCAGGAGUUGAAUUUUCGAUCAUCCAAAAAUGUAUGGGGCUAUUUCUCAGUUGGAGCUUCGGGGGGACUCCACGAGUUCGCGGACUCUCAAUUUGGCCAUUGCUUCUCUUGGGGUGAAGACCGUAAUCAAGCUAGAGAGAAUUUAGUCAUAGCCCUAAAAGAAUUGAGCAUCAGAGGCGAUUUUAGGACGACGGUCGAGUAUCUUAUCACUUUGCUGGAGACCGAAUCCUUUCUACAAAAUAAUAUAGAUACCGCUUGGCUCGAUUUGCUGAUCUCUGAACGUGUCCGAAGCGACAAACCAGACAUCUUAUUGGCUGUUACCUGCGGAGCGCUUCAUAUCGCUGAUAGAACGAUUACAGCCGCUUUUGCUGGCUUUCAAACUGCCUUGGAGAAAGGCCAGAUACAAGCCAGCAACGAUUUAGAUAACGUUGUUGACGUAGAGCUUAUUAACGAUGGAUACAAAUAUAAAGUACAGGCUGCCAAAUCCGGUCCCAAUACUUACUUUCUCGUGAUGAACGGUUCUUACAAAGAGAUCGAAAUCCAUCGAAUGUCGGACGGAGGAUUGCUGCUUUCGCUGGACGGUGCCAGUUUUACGACUUAUAUGCGUGAAGAGGUGGAUCGUUAUAGGAUUAUUAUUGGAAAUCAGACGUGCAUUUUCGAAAAGGACAAUGAUCCAUCUUUACUGAGAUCACCGUCGGCCGGCAAGUUGAUCAAUUUCUUGGUCGAGGAUGGCGGCCACGUUGGCGCCGGUCAAGCGUACGCCGAAAUCGAGGUAAUGAAGAUGGUCAUGACCGUUACCGCCAGCGAGGCGGGAAGCGUGUUUUAUGUGAAGAGACCUGGCGCUAUAUUAGAAGCCGGUACAUUGAUCGCGCAUCUUGAGCUGGAUGAUCCGUCAUUGGUGACAAAAGCGCAAGAAUAUACGGGACAAUUCAGGACAGCAGCGGGAUCGACUGUACCGGACAAACUGAAUCAUCUUCAUGCCAUGUAUCGAAACGCUUUGGAAAAUACAUUGGCUGGCUACUGCCUGCCCGAUCCGUACCAUUUGCCGCGUCUACGUGAGCGAAUCGAAAAGUUCAUGUUUUCAUUACGCGAUCCUAAUUUGCCGUUGUUGGAACUGCAGGAGGUGAUCGCAACGAUAUCCGGCCGGAUUCCCGUCUCAGUGGAGAAAAAGAUUCGCAAAUUGAUGUCUCUGUACGAGCGAAACAUCACGUCAAUUUUAGCUCAAUUUCCCAGUCAGCAGAUUGCCGCCGUAAUCGAUGGACACGCGGCGACCUUAUCGAAGAGAGCCGAGCGAGACGUGUUCUUCAUGACCACUCAAGCCAUCGUGCAAUUAGUACAAAGAUACCGGAACGGUAUACGCGGCCGAAUGAAGACCGCCGUGCACGAACUUCUCCGACAAUAUUACACAGUCGAGAGCCAAUUCCAACAAGGUCACUAUGACAAGUGCGUUUCCGCGCUGAUAGAGAAGUACAAGGAUGACGUAGCUACAGUGACCGGGAUGAUCUUCAGUCAUAAUCAAGUGACAAAGAAGAACGUACUAGUCACUAUGCUGAUCGAUCAUCUAUGGGCUAACGAACCUGGUCUUACGGACGAGCUGUCGAGCACGUUGACGGAAUUAACCAGUCUGAAUCGCACGGAGCACAGCCGCGUUGCGUUGAGAGCCAGGCAGGUAUUAAUCGCCGCCCAUCAGCCUGCAUACGAGCUCAGGCAUAAUCAGAUGGAAUCUAUAUUCCUUUCUGCAGUUGAUAUGUACGGGCACGACUUCCAUCCGGAAAAUUUACAGAAACUCAUUCUCUCGGAAACGUCCAUUUUCGACAUACUUCAUGAUUUCUUCUAUCAUAACAAUCGUGUGGUGUGCAACGCAGCCUUAGAAGUCUACGUGCGACGAGCUUACAUCAGUUAUGAACUGACAUGUUUGCAACACUUGGAGCUGUCCGGCGAAAUCCCAUUAGUGUAUUUCCAAUUUGUUUUACCCAGCAAUCACCCUAAUCGUCAGAAUCAGUCUCUGGUAGAUCACAGAGCCGGCGCGAUGGCGGCUUUUGAGGAUCUCGAUCAGUUCAGCCAGUACGCGGACGAGAUUUUGGACUUGCUGGAGGAUCUGUCGAGUCCCACACCGGUAAUGUCCGCGAAACUGUUGGAGGCAGUGGAUGCUGUCGGUAGCGAAUCACGGCACAGUACGUCAAUCAACGUCUCCUUGAGCGCGGCUGAGACGGCAACUGCAGCGACAGCGGCGACUAUCAAUGACAAAUUCGCCGAGCCGGUUCACAUAUUGAGCAUCGCGGUUAAAGAGAAUGGCACCGAGGACGACGCCACCAUGGCCAGGAUGUUUGGAGAUUGGUGCGCGAAUAACAAGGACGAGCUGAUAUCCCGCGGCAUCCGAAGAGUUACGUUCGCCGCGCUCACGAGGCGACAGUUUCCCAAGUUCUUUACCUUCCGUCAGCGAGAGGGCUUCGUCGAGGACAGAAUCUACCGUCACCUCGAGCCUGGCUGCGCUUUCCAAUUGGAAUUGAAUCGCAUGCGAACUUACGAUCUUGAAGCACUUCCGACGUCCAAUCAGAAGAUGCACCUGUAUCUCGGACAAGCCAAGGUCGCCAAGGGCCAGCAAGUUACGGAUUAUCGUUUCUUCAUUCGCUCGAUCAUACGACAUUCUGAUCUGAUCACGAAGGAAGCUAGCUUCGAUUAUCUUCACAACGAGGGCGAGCGCGUCUUGCUCGAGGCCAUGGACGAGCUGGAGGUCGCGUUCUCGCAUCCUCUCGCUAAGCGCACCGAGUGCAAUCACAUCUUCUUGAACUUUAUACCCACGGUCAUUAUGGAUCCCAGCAGAAUAGAGGAAAGCGUGACGAGCAUGGUGCUGCGAUACGGGCCGAGAUUAUGGAAGUUGCACGUUCGACAAGCGGAGAUAAAGAUGACCAUACGGCCCGCACCGGGGAAACCGACCUCCACUGUGCGUCUGUGUAUCGCCAAUGACAGUGGCUACAGCAUCGACCUGCACCUUUACACGGAAGCCACCGAUUCCAAGACGGGUAUCAUUCGCUUCGAAUCUUAUUCGCCUACGGCGGCCAAUGCGACCAAUUGGAGGCCGGGUCCUAUGCACGGCUUACCGAUCUCCACGCCGUAUCUGACCAAAGAUUAUCUCCAAGCGAAGAGAUUCCAGGCGCAGAGCGCCGGUACGACGUACGCUUAUGACUUGCCGGACAUGUUCCGGCAGCAACUCGAGAAGCUGUGGCAGAGGUACAUUGAGGAGAGGCCACCGAGCGAAGGUCAAAGUCCGAUUACGAUUCCUAAUCCGGUGAUGGAUGUCGUGGAGUUGGUGUUGGAAGGAGAACAGCUGGUUGAACAGAAGCGACUGCCGGGCGAGAACGAUGUCGGCAUGAUCGCGUGGCGGUUGACUCUGUAUACCCCGGAAUAUCCAUUUGGCAGGGACAUUAUACUCAUCUCUAACGAUUUAACGUACUUGAUAGGCUCAUUCGGGACGCGCGAGGAUCUGGUGUUUUACAGAGCUUCCGAGAGAGCGAGACAGCUCGGGUGUCCGCGCAUAUACUUUAGCGCCAACUCUGGAGCACGUAUUGGCCUGGCCGAGGAGGUAAAAGCUCUUUUCAGGAUCGCGUGGGAGGACGAGAACGAGCCGGAGAAGGGUUUCAGAUACAUAUAUCUCACACCGGACGAUUACGCGCGCUUGGCGCCCCUCAAUUCGGUGAAAGCCUCGCUGAUUGAGGAUCCCGCAGGAGAGUCACGUUAUAAAAUCACGGACAUCAUCGGCAAGGACGAUGGUCUGGGAGUCGAGAAUUUGAAGUACGCCGGUCUAAUCGCGGGGGAGACAUCGAGAGCCUAUGAGGAGACGAUCACGAUUUCUAUAGUGUCGUGCCGUGCAAUCGGUAUCGGCGCCUAUCUGCUGCGUCUCGGCCAAAGGGUAAUCCAGAUCGAAAAUUCGCACAUUAUUCUAACCGGUUACAGAGCAUUGAACGCCGUGCUGGGUCGCGAGGUUUACGCCAGCAAUAAUCAGCUGGGCGGUACGCAGAUUAUGCACAACAAUGGGGUGUCUCAUGCGACCGACGCUCGAGACUUGGACGGAGUGGGGACCGCACUAAAGUGGCUAAGUUACUUCCCUAAAAAUAGAGGCACCCCGUUGCCGAUACUGUUACCCAUCACAGACCCGAUUGACCGAGAGAUCGCUUACGUACCUACGAAAGCGGCCUACGAUCCGAGAUGGAUGCUAGAAGGCAGAAACUGUACCGAGUCAAACGUUUGGGAAAGCGGCUUUUUCGACCGCGGCUCGUGGCACGAAAUAAUGAGGCCAUGGGCGCAAACGGUGGUAACGGGGCGAGCUAGGCUCGGUGGGAUACCGUGCGGCAUUAUCGCCGUCGAAACGAGGACCGUCGAGCUACAUUUACCAGCCGACCCUGCCAAUUUAGAUUCGGAAGCGAAAACCAUAUCUCAAGCGGGACAAGUUUGGUUUCCGGACAGCGCGUACAAAACCGCCCAAGCUAUUCAAGAUUUCGGAAAGGAGGAAUUGCCGCUAUUUAUCUUCGCCAAUUGGAGAGGCUUUUCCGGCGGCAUGAAAGACAUGUACGAGCAGAUCGUCAAGUUCGGCGCGUACAUCGUGGACGGAUUGCGGCAAUAUUGCAGGCCGAUAAUCGUUUAUAUCCCACCGAACGGGGAACUCAGAGGCGGCGCUUGGGCAGUCGUUGAUACUACGAUAAAUCCUCGUUUUAUAGAGAUGUUUGCCGACAAUACCAGUAGAGGUGGCAUCUUGGAAUCCGACGCUAUCGUAGAAAUCAAAUUUCGUACCAAGGACAUUGUGAAAACUAUGCACAGAGUCGAUCUCGUUAUACUGAAAUUAAAAGAAAAAUUGUCGACCGCAAACACGGCGGAGGAACGAACCGAGAUCGAAGCGCAGAUUCGCAAACGCGAGGAGAUUUUGGAACCGAUGUAUCGUCAAGUCGCCGUACAUUUUGCCGAUCUGCACGAUACACCGGAGAGGAUGUUGGAGAAGAAUACGAUUCACGAGAUAAUACCAUGGAAAAAGGCACGCCAGCUGUUUUACUGGCGAUUACGCCGAAGACUUUCCGAGGAAGAAAUUAAAAACGAGAUCUUGUCGACGCAGCCCAGUCUCGACGUCAGACAAGUGGAAGCAAUGCUUCGACGUUGGUUUAUCGAGGACAAGGGAGCAACGGAGUCAUAUUUGUGGGAUCAAGACGAAGCUGCAGCUUGUUGGCUGGAAGCGCAACGUAAAACCGAUGACAGUGUUGUAUCGCGUAAUAUAAUGUGCGUGAAGAGAGACGCGGUAGUAACGCGUAUCAAGGAGGCUUUAGAAAUCUGUCCGGAAAUAAGGUUGGACGCGGUGCUGGAAAUUGCGCAUAGAUUGCAGCCGACCGAACGAGCGGAGUUGCAAAGAACUUUGUCGCAAUUAGAGACUACGGGGCAGGAACACCAUAAGGACUCGAGCGUUUCAUCCUGAAUGCAUUUCUCGUACGAGUAUCCGCUCCAUGCUACGUAUUCAUUCCAACUUGUUAAUAUUUAAAUGCGCAUCAAUAGUACAAUUUAUCAUCAAAGAUAUAUGUAUAAUUAUUCAUAUCAAUCCAAAUAUGUUCUGGUAUUAAGGGUUAAUAAUUGAGCAGGCGAUAUUUCGAGUAGUUUUGUAAGAUUUAAUUUUUUCAAAUUUCGACUGGAAUCUGGCCACGAUCAUGAUCUCUCUUUUGACAUUUAAACGGUCGGAGUAUCCCGAUAGUUUAAAAUUUAGCAAAUUUUAUUUUAAAGUUGAUGAUUCAAGAAAUUGGAAAAAUACAAGGGUGUGUUCCACUUGGCGCUCGCAACACUCUUAGAAUCAUUUCAUCCUUGUUGUUUGUUAAAUGUUAAAUAAGGAUGAAUGAGCUCAUGAGCGUUGUAAGCGCCAAAUGGAACGCACCUUAGGAUAUUGUCCGAUUAACUUGUUAAACGAUUUUCUCAUAAUCUCUUUGAUACAAAGCGCUUCACAUAUUCGAAUAUAUGGAUUUAGGAAAAAAUAGAAAGGUGCGUCACUGUUGUUUCGUGACGAGCUUAUAGAUUAUAAUUGUAUAUGGAAAUAUAAAGAGAUUUAUACCCAAAAUAUCGCAUAUUCCUUCAGUUACAAACUUUUUGAAAUUCUAAAACAAUUUUUCCGUAGGAGAACUUGCCGAUGUAUUUCUUUAUCAUGACCGUUGAAUUUUUAGAAAACAUCCUUCGUAUCCGACUUGUAACAGUAUGUCAUCUUGGUAUAUCUUUUAAUUUUCAAUAUUUCACAAGUUUUUCAUUAAUGCUUGAUUAGUGAUAAUUAAGAUAUGCCCCAAUUUGGGACGUUCUGUACUGUGUAUCUGAAAGAACAUGCGUUAAUAAAAGUGCGGGGAUAUUCUGUAUAUAAUUAUAUACACACGCGCGGGCGCGUACGCGCGCAAAUAUAUAAAAUGUAUAUUUAUUUUUCGAAGGAAAACAUUGUAAGAGACUUUGACAUUGAUGAACAAUAUGCUCGCGCAACUGCCGCAUUUAAAUAACAUUAUCUUACGACAGAUGCAAAAAUGUAAACAUUCUAUGUAUAACGUUAAAUGUUUUUUCUCUAUGUUAAUUUCUUCUUUCUACGUUUUGCGCGGAAGAUAUAUAUUUUCAUUUUCAAACAUUAUCACAUUCUUCAUAAAAAGUGCCAUCGAAGCACUGGAAUUAAAAUUUGUUUAUUGUAACA